Spirodela intermedia is the source of this 540-nucleotide messenger RNA. The record is from the annotation of a GenBank genome assembly. Lineage: Eukaryota; Viridiplantae; Streptophyta; Magnoliopsida; Alismatales; Araceae.
AUGAUCCUUGGAGGAGGCGCCGUCUCUGCCUACGUGGCGCCUCUACAGCCGCAGAGCUCCGCCCGCCCCCACCGCGCGUCCUCUGCGGCGGCGGUGGUGGCCUCCGCGAAGAGACUGCGGCGGUGGCGCCGCCCGUCGCCGGAGGAAGAUGACGCCGGCGAAUACCCAGAGGGAACGCCAGAAGCGGGCGGCGGAGUGCUCGAGUUCCUCACUAAUCUCGAUUCCGAAGCGCCACCGCCACCGCCAACGCCGGCGGUUUCUGCCGGAGGGUCGUCGCUGAGGGGGGCGGACGUCCUCCAGGCUCUUCAGCGCAGGGCCGCCGCCGGCGGAAAGGGGGCGGCGGCCGGUGGUGGAAGGGGGGCGAAAGUGCAGAGGAGCGUCGCCACCAGAGGGAGCGGCGGCGGCGGAGGAGACGGGCAGGGAGAAGCCCGCGACUACAGCAACGUUCGGCCGCUGGAGAUCAAGAGCGACUGGGCCGCUCGCCUGGACGAGCUCGAUAGCCUCGUCCAGGAGCUCCAGGCACAGCAGCAGCGCGAAUAG